Bombus impatiens (common eastern bumble bee) is the source of this 1151-nucleotide messenger RNA. It is a transcript of the gene Ip259, whose product is annotated as ribosome biogenesis protein NSA2 homolog. Bases 303 to 1082 code for a protein of 259 amino acids. The record is from RefSeq and is a predicted model, not a curated record. The transcript is spliced from 3 exons. Gene Ontology annotation, cellular component: nucleolus; preribosome, large subunit precursor. Gene Ontology annotation, biological process: maturation of 5.8S rRNA; maturation of LSU-rRNA. NCBI's taxonomy places the organism in Eukaryota, Metazoa, Arthropoda, Insecta, Hymenoptera, Apidae.
ACGCUGUUUCUUUUUCAACAUUAGAUUGUCUCGUCUUUCAAUUUCUUUUUAUACGUGUAUGGAGUAGACGAAGUGACAUUAUAUUGAACAAAAGCGUGAAGUGCGGAUGCCUAUAGUCCUGCCUCCGUUUGCUUAUUAUCUUUUUGAUAUCCACGUUUCUUUAUACCAAACUAUUGGAUAUCGAGGAUAAUGAAAAUAUAGCGUUAUUGAAUAACAAUCGGGAUACGGUGUAUACAAAUUACUGGGAAACAAAGAAAUAUAGGCGAUAAAAGAAAUUUAUAAAGGAAAGAGAAAGAUCCAACAUGCCACAGAACGAGUAUAUCGAGAGGCAUCGUAAACUAUAUGGACGACGUUUAGAUUAUGAAGAGAGGAAAAGGAAAAGAGAGGCCCGUGAGCCUCAUAAACGUGCGGAACGUGCUCGUACUUUACGUGGUAUAAAAGCAAAGAUUUUCAAUAAAGAACGGAGAAAUGAAAAGAUCCAAAUGAAAAAGAAGAUUAAAUCUCAUAUGGUAAAGAAAGUGAAAGAAAAAUCUUCCAAUGUACCAGAAGGAGCACUACCUGUAUAUUUAUUGGAUCGUGACAUUAAAAAAGAUGCAAAAGUAUUGUCAAAUAUGAUAAAACAGAAACGUAAAGAAAAAGUUGGGAAAUGGGAUGUACCAAUACCUAAAGUUAAAACACAGUCAGAAUCUGAAGUCUUCAAAGUAAUGAGAAGUGGAAAGUCUAAACGCAAAUCUUGGAAAAGAAUGGUAACAAAAGUGACAUUUGUUGGUGAGAACUUUACUAGAAAACCACCAAAAUUUGAAAGAUUUAUUAGACCAAUGGCACUUCGUUUCAAAAAGGCACAUGUGACUCAUCCUGAGCUAAAAGCCACAUUUUGUUUACCUAUUAUUGGAGUUAAAAAGAAUCCAAGUUCACCAAUGUAUACAAGCUUAGGUGUUAUUACUAAAGGAACAAUUAUUGAAGUGAAUAUUUCAGAAUUAGGUCUUGUAACUCAAUCUGGAAAAGUAGUGUGGGGAAAAUAUGCUCAAGUUACAAAUAAUCCUGAAAACGAUGGCUGUAUCAAUGCUGUAUUACUUGUAUAAAUUCCUUUUGUUGAAUUAUUGCAUUAUGUAUGCUGAUAAUAUGUCUAUAAUAAAAAUUGUUUAAAUGUA